AUGGGCAAGGGAGGCGAGAGGUUCUGUCUUGGAGGAGAUACUAUCUUCCAUCGGAAACAGCGUCAGACGAUGCAACAACUUAUCUACCGCGACAAGUGGCACGAGCACAUCAAGCACUUCUAUGAGUACAUCACGCUCCGGCUUCUGCACGAGAAAAGCUGCAAAAUCGCCGGGAUCAAUCAGGUCGACAUUACGCGAGACGUCGGCAAUCUCGCGCACGUACACUUUGCAGCCAAUAUGUUCGAUCUGCCUCUUAAGACGGCAGAGAACCCCAGGGGCAUAUUCUCGGAGCAAGAGCUGUGGAUGGCCAUGAGCGUGAUUUUCACCGCCAUCUUCUUCGACUUCGAGCCCACAAAGUCCUUUCCUCUCCGGAUGGUGGCGAGGAAGCUGUCCAACUUGCUCGGCAAGCUCAUUGAAGCCAACAUCAAGUCUGUGACGGCUACGUCCUUUGCAGCCAAGUUCUUCGAUGGCUGGAGAGAAAACAACAACGCGCUCGCCGACUAUGGUAUUCACAUGAUUCGUCGCCUGAGUGAGACCGGCAUGAGCACCUACGACAUGGCCUUCAGCCAGAUCUUACCGACCGCUUGUGCCCAGGUGCCGAACCAGUCUCAAGUCUUCACACAGAUCAUCGACUACUACUUGAGCGACGAGGGUCUCAAAUAUCUCCCGGACAUCCAACGGCUUGCCAGGAUCGACAGCAAGGAAUCCGACGACCAACUGCUCCACUACGUCAACGAGGGCAUCCGCCUGAAUGGCACCUUUGGCAGCUAUCGCCGGAGCCAAGUCAACCACACUUUCCACGACGACGGGAAGCAGGUCACAGUCAAGCCCGACGACAAGGUCUUCUGCGGAUUUGUGAAAGCCGCCCGGGAUCCCGCCAUCUUCCCGAACCCCAACGAGGUGCGCCUGGACCGACCUCUGGACUCGUAUAUCCACUACGGCAUUGGAGAGCACGCCUGCCUUGGAAAGGACGCGAGUAUGGUGGCUUUGACCGCCAUGCUGAGGACGGUCGGCAAGCUGGAGAACCUGCGCCGCGCGCCAGGACCGCAAGGGCAAUUGAAGAAGAUCCCACGUGAUGGAGGUUUCUACGUCUACAUGCGAGAAGACCAUGGCUCCUACUUCGUCUUCCCAUGCACGUUUAAGGUCCACUACGAUGGGACGCUGCCUCCCUUGCCCAAGGCCGAGGCUGAGCAUUGA
Molecule: messenger RNA, 1197 nt
Organism: Fonsecaea multimorphosa CBS 102226
Lineage: Eukaryota; Fungi; Ascomycota; Eurotiomycetes; Chaetothyriales; Herpotrichiellaceae
Exons: 2
Coding region: 1-1197 (398 amino acids)
Molecular function (GO): oxidoreductase activity, acting on paired donors, with incorporation or reduction of molecular oxygen; heme binding; iron ion binding
Source: RefSeq, a predicted model, not a curated record